UCCUGCCGCCCCAGAGACCUGAUCACCCGAGUUAGCGCCUUCUCUUGUGCACGAUCCAGUCACCCUCGCGCUGUAGCCUCGGGUGACAGAAACCCAGACACAAGCUCGCCAAAGCCAGCAAGGAUCCUGGCUUCUGCAAUUCCCUCUCCAUCCAAGCACCCAGGAGCCAUGGAGGUGGCUGAGGCUAACAGCCCCACCGAGGAGGAGGAAGAGGAGGAAGAGGAGGAGGAAGGGGAGGAGCCAAUCCCUGAGCCCAGGCCUCACACUCGCUCCAACCCCGAGGGGGCCGAGGACCGGGCCCUGGGAGCCCAGGCUAAUGUGGGCAGCCGCAGCGAGGGUGAGGGUGAGGCCGCCAGUGCAGACGAGGGGGCGGCCAGUGCCCCAGCAGCCGGGCCCAAGCCCUGGCAGGCACCAGCACCAGCACCUGAGGUCCAGAUUCGAACACCACGGGUCAACUGUCCAGAGAAGGUGAUCAUCUGUUUGGACCUUUCAGAGGAGAUGUCUGUGCCAAAACUGGAAUCUUUUAAUGGCUCCAGGAUGAAUGCCCUGAAUGUGUCUCAGAAGAUGGUUGAGAUGUUUGUGCGCACAAAGCACAAGAUUGACAAGAGCCAUGAGUUUGCACUGGUUGUAGUGAAUGACGACUCCGCUUGGCUGUCUGGCCUGACCUCUGACCCACGUGAGCUCUGCAGCUGCCUGUACGACCUGGAGACAGCAUCCUGUUCCACAUUUAAUCUGGAAGGCCUCUUCAGCCUCAUCCAGCAGAAGACUGAGCUGCCAGUCACAGAGAACGUGCAAACCAUCCCUCCCCCCUACGUCGUGCGCACCAUCCUUGUCUACAGCCGCCCACCCUGCCAGCCCCAGUUCUCCCUGACUGAGCCCAUUAAGAAGAUGUUCCAGUGCCCCUACUUCUUCUUCGACAUCAUUUACAUCCACAGUGGCACCGAGGAGAAGGAAGAGGAGAUGAGGUGGAAGGACAUGUUCUCCUUCAUAGGCAGCCUGGACACCAAGGGCACCAGCUAUAAGUAUGAGGUAGCACUGACUGGGCCUGCCCUCGAGCUGCACAACUGCAUGGCCAAACUGCUGGCCCAUCCGUUGCAGAGGCCCUGCCAGACCCAUGCGAGCUACAGCCUGCUGGAGGACGAGGAGGCUGGUGAGGGUGAAGCCACUGUAUGACCUGUGACUUCUCUGUACCAUUCAGGGGCUCUGUGCACCCAUGCCUGCUCCUACCGUUUCUGCUGUAAAUUCAUUCUUCCUGGGACCAGUUUGUCACCAGAAUAAACAUCUGAGG
Messenger RNA from Phodopus roborovskii (desert hamster), 1288 nucleotides. RefSeq names its product BRISC and BRCA1 A complex member 1 (gene Babam1). The record is from RefSeq and is a predicted model, not a curated record. Gene Ontology annotation, cellular component: BRISC complex; BRCA1-A complex; nuclear body. NCBI's taxonomy places the organism in Eukaryota, Metazoa, Chordata, Mammalia, Rodentia, Cricetidae. The transcript has 9 exons. The coding region runs from base 169 to 1173 and encodes 334 amino acids. Gene Ontology annotation, biological process: double-strand break repair; protein K63-linked deubiquitination; positive regulation of DNA repair.